CCGGUGUCAGUUUUCUCAACUGUCUCCCACAGUCCCACUCCAUCCAUGGCUACCAUACCCCAACCUGAGCUCUUCUGCCUCUCCCCCCGGAGCCACUCAACUCCCCCAUCGUCAAAGCACAAGCACUGCAACACUCGCAGAAGAGUUCUGGUAAUGUGCGAUAAGGCGAAGAACGAAGCAGCGUGGGAGGAGGAGAAGGUAGGGUUCGUUGACUACGACAGGGGCAAGCGCGAGGUGUGGACUCGAAUCAGCGGCCUCAGGAAGGACGACAUUCCGAAGAGGUACAGGCUGAAAGUGGAAGCCGACAGGUUUCAGAAGGACUGGGCCGUCUCUGAGGUGGUUCGACAGGUUUUGGAGCUCAAUCAUUGGAAUGAUAUCGAAGGUCUCUUGAAUCGGUGGGUUGGCCGCUUCGCCAGGAAGAAUUUCCCUGUUCUUAUUAGGGAGAUAACCCAAACGGGGUCUAUUGAACACAGCGUCAAAGUUUUUAAGUGGAUGAAAAAUCAAAAAAACUACUGUGCUCGAAAUGAUAUCUACAAUAUGAUGAUUAGAUUGCAUGCUAGACACAAUCAAACUGACCAAGCACGUGGGCUGUUUUUUGAGAUGCAAGAGUGGAGGUGCAAACCUAAUGUUGAAACUUACAAUGCUCUCAUCAAUGCACAUGGUCGAGCUGGUCAAUGGCGUUGGGCAAAGAACAUCAUGGAAGACAUGCUUCGUGCAGCUGUUCCCCCAAGUCGAUCAACAUAUAAUAACUUGAUCAAUGCUUGUGGUUCAAGUGGAAAUUGGAGGGAAGCUCUGAAAGUCUGCAAGAUGAUGACAGAAAAUGGAGUGGGGCCUGAUCUCGUGACUCACAAUAUUGUUCUAUCUGCCUACAAGAGUGGGGCUCAGUAUUCAAAAGCUGUCUCCUAUUUUGAACUAAUGAAAGGGACCAACAUCCGUCCAGACACAACCACCCUUAAUAUUGUAAUACAUUGCCUUGCAAAACUUGGACAAUAUGGGAAAGCUCUGGAUAUUUUUACUUCAAUGAGGGAUAAAAGAGCAGAGUGCCGUCCUGAUGUUGUAACAUUCACUAGCAUCAUUCAUAUGUUUUCUGUUUGUGGGCAAAUUGAAAAUUGCAAGGCUGUAUUUAAUACAAUGAUUGCAGAGGGUCUAAAACCCAAUAUUGUUUCAUAUAAUGCACUAAUUGGUGCAUAUGCUUCUCAUGGGAUGAGUGAGGAGGUCCUAUCAGUUAUAGAUGAGAUGAAACAAAAUGGCUACUGGCCAGAUGUUGUUUCUUAUACAGCUUUAGUCACUGCUUAUGGGAGAUCACAUCAACCUGAGAAAGCCAGGGAAGUGUUUGACAUGAUGAAGCGGAGCAGGUGGAAGCCAAAUCUAGUAAGUUUCAAUGCUCUAAUUGAUGCCUAUGGGUCUAAUGGUUUUUUGGCUGAAGCUGUAGAUGUCUUACGCGAAAUGGAAGGAGAUGAGAUUCAGCCAAACAUAGUUUCAAUAGGUACACUAUUGGCUGCCUGUGGUCAUUGUGGUCAAAGGGUGAAGAUCGAUUCCAUACUUUCAGCAGCUGAAUUGAGAGGCAUUGAAUUGAACACAGUUGCAUAUAACUCAGCUAUUGGGAGCUAUAUGAACAUUGGGGAAUAUGAGAAAGCUUUAAAAUUAUAUGGAUCUAUGAGAAAGAAAAAAGUAAAACCUGAUUCCGUUACUUACAACGUGUUAAUUAGUGGUUGUUGUAGGAUGUCAAAAUAUGGUAAGGCAGUUGAGUUUCUUGAUGAAAUGAUGGAGUUGGAAAUUCCUUUGUCCAGGGAAGUGUACUCAUCACUAAUUUGUGCCUAUGGCAAACAGGGCCAACUCAGAGAAGCUGAAUCCAUGUUUAAAAUGAUGAAGAUGGAUGGUUGUCCUCCUGAUGUUGUUUCAUAUACCACAAUGAUAUGUGCAUAUGAUGCUGCUGAUAACUGUGAAAAAGCAAGUGCCCUAUUUGAAGAAAUGGAAAUAAAUGAUAUCGUACCAGAUUCUAUUGCUUGUUCAGCUCUGAUGAGAGCUUUCAAUAAAGGAGGAAAACCAACAAAGGUUCUUACAUUGGCAGUGUUCAUGAGAGAGAAAAAUAUCCCCUUUAGUGAAUCUAUUUUCUUUGAGAUGGUAUCAGCCUGUAGCAUACUACGAGAUUGGAAGACAACCAUGGACUUGAUCAACAUGAUGGAGCCAUCAUUGUCUAUAGUUUCAAUUGGAAUUCUUAAUCAGCUUCUUCAUUUUCUUGGAAAGAGUGGAAAGAUUGAGACUAUGAUGAAGUUGUUCUACAAGAUGACAGCAUCAAGUGCAGAAAUUAACUCACAUACUUAUUCAAUUUUAUUGAAGAAUCUUUUGACUGCUGGAAACUGGAGGAAAUAUAUUGAGGUACUGCAAUGGAUGGUGGAUGCUGGAAUUCAGCCUUCUGUUGCGAUGUAUCACAAUAUUUUCUCUUUCGCCCAAAAGAGUAGUGGUGCUGAAUAUGCUGCUAUAAUACAAGAAAGAAUAGAAUCCUUGAAGAGAAAAUCUGGGAAUCAAAUCUCAGAAAGUAAUCUAUACAACUCUUCCCUCUGUACCACUCCACUGAUGGAUGGAUCAAAAGCAUGAAGCCUCGGCCCAUGGGAGUUGGCGACUAAUUUCACACCUCCAGACUGCUGCAGCAUUUGCUCCUGAAAUUUUGCAAGAAACCUGAUUUUGAUAGUAAAAAAUGUUGUCCAAAAUUGGCAAAUAGAUACUGGUUGACACUCAUCAUGUACAGUUUGUUUAUCCUCUCUCUCUCUCUAAAUGUAAAUAUGACUGUAAAUUUGUGAAUGUAUGUAUCCAAUUUUUUUUGACCA
Molecule: messenger RNA, 2828 nt
Organism: Malania oleifera
Lineage: Eukaryota; Viridiplantae; Streptophyta; Magnoliopsida; Santalales; Ximeniaceae
Product: pentatricopeptide repeat-containing protein At2g41720
Exons: 10
Coding region: 46-2598 (850 amino acids)
Molecular function (GO): protein binding
Source: RefSeq, a predicted model, not a curated record